GAGCUAGAGAGACCAAUGGCCGGACUCCGUAUAUGGCAGCUUCCUAUGUUCCUAAUUCUUACAACAGCCCUGAAAGCCCUCCGUGGUUCGCGUGUGUGUCCGUUCUUUUGUCGCCCGGCUCUCUUUAGGAUUGCACGCUGACUUUUUCGGACUUCUUUGGCUUCUCCGUGGCUGUGCAGAUUAAGAGACAGCAUGACUUCUGUGACAGGCACGUUCCGGAUCGUUUCCGAAGAGGAGCAAGCCUUGCGGACCAAACUCGAGCGGCUGACCACCAAGGACCACGGCAUCGUCUUUGGGAAGUGUGAGAAGAUCCCUGCACACACCCUGCAAAAGGCCAAGGACGAGCUGAAUGAGACUCCCGAGAAGCGCGAGCUAGCCGUGAAGGAGCUCCGGGAGCUGGUUCAAGAGAGAGCCCGUGGAGGAGAGGACAUCUGCAAGGCGGUGGCGGAGAAAGUGAAGGAUAAAGACGAAGCCUUCUUCCUCCGUUUCAUCCGUGCCCGCAAAUUUGAUGUCAGCCGGGCUUAUGAUCUGAUUAAAGGCUAUGUCAACUUCCGGCAGCAGUACCCAGAGCUUUUCGAAAACCUGACCCCGGAGGCCGUGCGAAGCACCAUAGAGGCCGGCUACCCGGGCAUCCUCUCCAACAGGGACAAAUACGGGCGGGUAGUGCUGCUCUUUAACAUUGAGAACUGGGACUACGAGGAGAUCACUUUUGAUGAGACCCUCCGCGCCUACUGCGUGAUCUUGGAGAAGCUGCUUGAGAAUGAGGAGACCCAGAUCAACGGCUUCUGCAUCGUCGAAAACUUCAAGGGCUUCACGAUGCAGCAGGCCUCUGGCAUCAAGCCGUCGGAACUGAAGAAAAUGGUGGACAUGCUGCAGGAUUCUUUCCCGGCUCGCUUCAAGGCCGUCCACUUCAUCCAUCAGCCUUGGUACUUCACCACAACCUACAACGUGGUCAAACCUUUCCUGAAGAACAAGCUCUUGGAAAGGGUCUUUGUGCAUGGAGAGGAACUGGAAGGCUUCUACCAAGAGAUCGAUGCCGACAUCUUGCCCGCAGAUUUUGGGGGCAAUCUGCCUAAAUACAAUGGCAAAGACACUGCCGAGAAACUCUUCGGGCCCCGGAUCGACGCCGAAGACACAGCUCUCUAAGCAUAAAGCAAAAUUUGCAGCUGCAGCAGCCCAGUGUAGAAGGUAGAGUCAGAGGUGGCCAUGAUCCAACCCAGCCAUCCUUUAAAAUGUAGCCUUGGUUGGAAUGAUCUGAUAGGAUCGUAAUCUCUGGGUGUUCAUCUUCACAUGUAUUCCUCACCCCUCUGGUCACCGGACAGGCAGUGGAUCCUAGGAAAGUCCUGGUGACUCCAGAUCUCAGGAAGAACCUUUUCUCCUUUUAUCCCCUCCCCAGUAAGAGCAUAAAGUGAAAGAGAGAUCCUUCAAUAAAGGCUUCUAAAGAGGUCAUGGCACUGCCCAUCUUGCUCAGUUUGAAAAGGAGCGUCCACAUAGCCCAACCACUGAUAAAGUGCCUUCUUCCUUUGUGUUUAACUGGUUGGUCUUACUAGUAACAAGGCAGUGUGAAAACAUAGGAAUGUAAGAAGCUGCCUUCUACUGAGUCAGAUCCUUAGUCCAUCUAGCUCAGUAUGGUCUGCACUGCCUGGCAACAGCUCCCCAGCGUUUCAGACAGGAGUCUUUCCCAGCCCUACCUGGAGAUGCUGCUGCCACCCUGGGACUCAACCCAGGACCUUGUUCGUGAAAAGCAGAUGCUGUGCUGCUGAGCUAUGAAUGCUCCCGAUGAGCCCAUGAAGCUGCCUUCUACCGAGUCAAACCAUGGGUCCAUCUAGCUCAGUCUUGUCUACUCUGACUGGCAGCAGCUCUUCAGGGUUUCAGACAGGCGUCUCCCCAGAUGCUGCCAGGGAUCGUGCCUGGGACCACCUGCAUGCAAAGCAGAUGUGCUACCACUUUAGCUCCAUCAUAUGGCCACCCACAGUGAAGUCUUUUAGAGCUCCCCAUAGCAAAUGGUCUUGGAGUGGGCGACGAAGGAAGGCAGGGAGGAAUAGAAAGAGAAAGCUGCCACUAUUCCGUCCUUGUCACAUUGUGAAUGGCAUGGCCAGAGUCCAUCACCUCUGGAAUUUGCCUCAUGCCAAAAAGGGGGUGAUUUCGAUGCUAAUGCCAAGAAAUAAAACUCAUCCAAACAGCAGA
Hemicordylus capensis (graceful crag lizard) is the source of this 2187-nucleotide messenger RNA. RefSeq names its product retinaldehyde binding protein 1 (gene RLBP1). The transcript is spliced from 9 exons. Gene Ontology annotation, cellular component: membrane. The record is from RefSeq and is a predicted model, not a curated record. The coding region runs from base 193 to 1146 and encodes 317 amino acids. NCBI's taxonomy places the organism in Eukaryota, Metazoa, Chordata, Lepidosauria, Squamata, Cordylidae. Gene Ontology annotation, molecular function: phosphatidylinositol bisphosphate binding.